Messenger RNA from Osmia bicornis bicornis, 1268 nucleotides. Its product is annotated as CDAN1-interacting nuclease 1. Lineage: Eukaryota; Metazoa; Arthropoda; Insecta; Hymenoptera; Megachilidae. The transcript is spliced from 6 exons. Bases 216 to 1064 code for a protein of 282 amino acids. The record is from RefSeq and is a predicted model, not a curated record.
UCCUCCUCUUUGACUAAAGAUAAAAAAGAAAAAGCUAUAAGUUAAAAUUUCCCGCAUAAAUCGGAUAAAAAGUAAACUUCAGACGAAUGAAUGAAAUUGUAUACUGUAUACGCUGUAUACAAAUGUCAGUAUUCGUAACGUGCGAAGACGAGUAUAUUUAUACGAUAAUAAAAUAAAGUUGAAAUAUUUCAAGGAAACACGAAUAAGACUCAAAUAUGAAGGUUGAAUUAUAUAAUGAUAUUGUAGCAUCUAUUCGAAAAUUUCGAGGUUUAUCAAAGGACUGUAGAAACAUGUUAAAAGAAAAAUAUAGCGAGAUUCCAGUAAACACACUGUAUAGUAUACUGUCUUUAGAAAUACAACAUAAGAUGAAAGUUAAUCAUAGCAAAUUAUUUGGCAACAACAAAAAUUAUUAUGAUACUUAUGUAGAAGCUGUACAGAAUGGUGAACCAGUUGGGAUUUUAUUAAAAAUGGCAAAGGACAUUGGAGCACCUCCUGCAUUGUUAGCUAGGAAUAUUCUUGAAAAGCACUGUGGAAAGGAUGAUCCUAAUUUUUCUAGAAAUGAGGUCAGUAAAUUGUUUAAGGACACUACCCUCAUUCAAGAUAAAGAUCUUGCAUAUGAAAUUUAUUUGUGUAUAUUAUAUGACAAUUUGUAUGGACCUAUAGCAGAUGCUAUUGGAAUUUCUGUAGGUCAAGAGUAUGAGUUAAAAUUACAAAACUUUUUAACGGAACGAAAUCUCUCGUUUCGUAAUGAAGAACAUUUGCGAUCACGAGGUUACGACAAAACUCCAGACUUUAAACUUGAAGUACCAAUCGCGGUAAAUGGUUUUGUAAUUAAUUGGAUAGAAUCUAAAGCACGAUUUGGAAAUAUAGAGAUACAUCAAAAGUAUAUUAAGGAACAAUUUUUAAGCUAUUGGAAUAGAUUUGGGCCAGGACUUGUAAUUUACUGGUUUGGAUUCUUAGAUAAUUUAACAAAACCUAGCGAAAAAAGGUUUAUCAUUAUGGAUCACUUUCCAGAAAAUAUUACAUACAUGGAUCCUAGUUGUAUUAAACCUACUGCUUGCUGAUUGUAAUUAAAUUACUUAUGUGACAUCAAAUAUAUAUUUGUACUUAAACUAUGAUUAAAUCAAUGAGCUACCGAGAUUCCAUCGGUAUGUAAAAAUGUAAAAAAUUCCGACACCUGUAAAAAUACUAUUUACAGCACGUGUAUUAUUUUAUGAAAUUUUGUAUGUACAUUAUUUUAAAUAUACUAGAUAUGUAUUAACGUUUAA